Messenger RNA from Caenorhabditis briggsae, 675 nucleotides. Lineage: Eukaryota; Metazoa; Nematoda; Chromadorea; Rhabditida; Rhabditidae. The coding region runs from base 1 to 675 and encodes 224 amino acids. The record is from RefSeq and is a predicted model, not a curated record. The transcript has 2 exons.
AUGAUUCUGAGCACAGUUUCAGCAAUCAAUAUGUUUGCUGGCGUUCGUGUGAAACGUGGAUUGAGCACCGGGGAGCAAAAGAAACUCGUGGAUGCUUUGAAUGCGGAUCGUCGAGCAGUUGGCGAAAAUAUGGGAAUCACAUUUGAGAAACUGACCUAUAACAGGGGCCUUGAAAUGAAAGCAGAGAACUUCAGAUGCGAUGAUCCUAUCAACCCAUUUGAAAUGGUCCCGUUGAAAGUGAAUCGGUACUUUAAAGAAGUUUAUGGUCCUGCGAGGUUUGAAGGAAAGGACGUGUUUAGCAGAGCGUUUUUCAAUCCGAAGCACACAAAAAUUGGAUGCUCCAAGGAGAAGACGUGCUCGUAUACAACCAAAGCCGGGAAAAAUGCAGGAAAAACUAGAGAAUAUUGGGGAUUUUGCAUUCUUGGACCUUCAAAUGAUUACCGCUUUGAUGAUUCUAACACUCCAGAGAAGAAUGGAAUGCCAACUUACGAGAAAUAUGGAGACUUGCUGGGAGUCGGACCAUAUUCUACGAAAGAAGCUGAAGCUAAAUCAGGAAAUCCAUAUGCUGACUGGGUUGCCGAAGAAGCUACAGUUGAUGCGAAAAGUUCCCGAACUGGAUCCUCCUUCUUCAGUUUAACUCUAUUUCUUGUAUCUAUUCUUGCAUUCUAUUUUUGA